UCUCUUCUCCUACGAUGGCUGCACCUAGCAACCAAUUCCUCUCACUGAUUCUAAUCACAUUCAGUGUUAUUUUUCUUCUAAAUCUUCCAUGUGCUGCUGCUGAAGCCAUGGAUUGUAACUUUCAAGCCAUAUAUAAUUUCGGCGACUCGAUCUCAGAUACCGGAAACCUUAUCCGUGAAGACAAUCUCGGCACCUUUGAGCCCAUAGCUAAACUUCCGUAUGGCGAAACGUACUUCCACCAACCCACCGGCCGAUGCUCAAAUGGGCUGCUCAUGGUCGACUUCUUCGCAAGGUGGUUAGAGCUUCCAUUUCUCAACCCAUACCUUCAGAGCGACGCAUCAUUCGGUAAUGGAGUUAAUUUUGCAGUAGCUGGAGCGACAGCACUCCAGCCAUCCUUUUGGUUGAACCAUGGCGUCCAGACGCUUAAUACAAACAGUUCCCUUGAAGUUCAGCUCAACUGGUUUAAGGCCUACCUCCACUCUGUUUGUUUCUCACAAAUUGUAUGUGAAAAUGAGCUGCUGGAGCAAGCACUGUUUUUGGUGGGAGAGAUUGGUGGAAACGACUACAACUAUGCUUUCAUACAAGGAAAAUCCAUUGAAGAGGUUACAACCUUUGUGCCCAAUGUGGUCAACAAGAUCAAAGAUGUUGCUAGUCAACUCAUCGACGCCGGUGCUGUUCAUCUUGUCAUCCCUGGGAAUUUCCCAAUCGGCUGCAUACCGAUCUACCUCACAAUAUUCCGCAGCGACGAUCCAGCAUCGUACGAUGAAAACAAUUGUCUAAGAUACUUCAACGACUUCGCAAUGUCCCACAACCGUCAACUCCAGCAGGCCAUCCAAGAGCUGAAAGAGGAAUUCCCUCACGUUCUGAUAGCAUACGCCGAUUACUACAAUACACUAAUGGGGAUCAUUAAGGAUGCUUCAGAUAAAGGAUUCGAGUCGGAUAGUUUGUUGAAAGCGUGUUGCGGAAUCGGUGGUGCUUACAACUUCAAUCUCGUUAGUAUGUGUGGUAUGCAGGGUGUUCCGGUGUGCCCUAACCCUGAAAAAUACAUCCAUUGGGAUGGCGUUCAUCUCACCCAAGAGGCUUAUGGGCAAAUGGCUAGUUCGCUCAUUUCCAGCGUCGCUAGACAGUGGAAAUGUUUGGCAUAGAAAUUUCUUUUUAGCUUUUCUUUUUUACAGAUUUUUUACCUUAAUCCUUAGAAACACAGGAUUUAUUAUUUUUCUUUUUCUUUUUUUUUAUAUAAGAGAUAAUUAAUUUUUAUUCGAGAUACAUGUUCGUUGUCAAGCUAUUUAAGAUUAAUGAGAUAUUUUUCUUUUAAAAAGUUCUAGUGGGGAAUCGUGGUGCACAUGUGACAUCCACUCAAUUCA
Magnolia sinica is the source of this 1364-nucleotide messenger RNA. RefSeq names its product GDSL esterase/lipase At5g03980-like. NCBI's taxonomy places the organism in Eukaryota, Viridiplantae, Streptophyta, Magnoliopsida, Magnoliales, Magnoliaceae. The coding region runs from base 15 to 1145 and encodes 376 amino acids. The transcript is spliced from 5 exons. Gene Ontology annotation, molecular function: hydrolase activity, acting on ester bonds. The record is from RefSeq and is a predicted model, not a curated record.